AACAGAAUCCCAAUCACUCACGCACUCACAAAAAAAACCCUAUCGCGCAUUUCUCUCCCUCUGUCCACCCCUCUCUUUCUGUCAGUUCCACCGUCUUCUCCGGGCAGCCUCUCUCCGCUCUCUCUCUGCGCCGUACGCAGAAUGGCUUCCAAGCGGAAGGCGAAGGUCGGAACCUCUUCAGGUUCUCCCUCGGAAUCGAAGAAGCCGAGGCAAAACAAGGAGGCGAGAGUUGAAGAGGAGGUAGCAACGAGUGUGGAAAAAAGCUGCUUCUCCACCGAGGAACCCAAUGACUCAGGAGGUAGCUGCGGCUGAUGAUGACGGAGGGGAAGCGAGGUUCCUUGGCGAACCGAUGGAAGACGAGGAGUCUCGUAAGCAAUACCCCAAGAGAUAUGUUGGAAAGAAGCCAAAGAUGAAUGGGCAAAACAUCUCCAACGAUGAUGAAGAUAUAAUUCAAGCUCGUCGUCACUACACAAAGGCGUUGGUUGAUGGAAUCGAUUAUGAUCUCUAUGAUGAUGCCCAUGUAUUUGUGAGUUUGCAUGACUCGUUGUUUGUUGGUAUUCAUUUACGAAGUAUUUAUACAAACACUCACAAGUGAGAAGUAAGAUUAGCAAAAUUCAUGUGCACAUAAUGUUUUAAUCGGCCCAAAAUGCAUGAUUAGGAUUUCUCUGUCUGAUUAAAUUGAAUAAUUACAUCCAUUGCAAGAACUAGACAGUAGAACAAUG
Molecule: messenger RNA, 722 nt
Organism: Pyrus x bretschneideri (Chinese white pear)
Lineage: Eukaryota; Viridiplantae; Streptophyta; Magnoliopsida; Rosales; Rosaceae
Product: DNA (cytosine-5)-methyltransferase 1-like
Exons: 3
Coding region: 287-595 (102 amino acids)
Source: RefSeq, a predicted model, not a curated record